This is a messenger RNA of Microthlaspi erraticum, 1545 nucleotides long. NCBI's taxonomy places the organism in Eukaryota, Viridiplantae, Streptophyta, Magnoliopsida, Brassicales, Brassicaceae. The record is from the annotation of a GenBank genome assembly.
AUGAGAGUCCCUGCUUCAUCGGACACCACGAACAGUAGCCCAGGAGGGAGGAAUCUUGUUGGCUAUAACGAGCCGACUUCGGUGCUCGACCUCCGUAGAAGCCCAAGUCCAGCGGCGGCGGAGGAGAAGCCAGUCGUCGCGGAAAUUACCGGUGGUGAUAAUCAGUUUCCGUUAGAAGAUCAUGCGAUGCGUUCCAUGGAUUGGGAUUCGAUCAUGAGAGAAUUAGAAUUAGACGACGACUCUGCUCCUAGUUUGAAAUCCAAUUUCCCUCCGUCUACCAUUUCGCCGUCACACUUCGCCGUCGAUCCACAGCUUCCUGGAUUCCCCGAUCAGCUUCAUCCGGCGGAGUUUCGGUCCUCCGAUGUUUAUCCGGGUCACGGGUACGGGUUUGAUAACAACAACAGCAACAACGAAGGUAGUGUCAAUGGAGGAUUCGAUUUCGUAGAAGAUCUCAUCCGAGUUGUUGACUGUGUCGACUCGGAUGAGUUGCAACUCGCUCAGGUGAUAUUGUCACGGCUCAAUCAACGUCUCAGAUCUCCGGCGGGAAGACCGCUCCAGAGAGCAGCGUUUUACUUCAAGGAAGCUCUCGGAUCGCUUUUAUCCGGGUCGAACCGGAAUCAAAACCAGUUAACUCCAUGGUCUGAGAUUGUUCAGAGAAUCCGAGCGAUCAAAGAAUUCUCCGGGAUUUCUCCGAUCCCUCUGUUUUCUCAUUUCACGGCGAAUCAAGCAAUCCUCGAUUCUCUGACCUGGCAACAAUCCUCUUCGCCGUUCGCUCACGUCGUCGAUUUCGAGAUCGGAUUCGGCGGUCAAUACGCAUCGCUCAUGAGAGAGAUCGCCGAGAAAUCAUCGAUUACCGGCGGUUUUCUGAGAAUCACGGCGGUUGUACCGGAAGAAUGCGCCGUCGAGACGCGACUCGUCAAAGAAAACCUAGCUCAAUUCGCCGCAGAUCUGAAAAUCCGAUUUCAAAUCGAAUUCGUUUUGAUGCGAACCUUCGAGAUGUUAUCAUUCAAAGCGAUCAGAUUCGUCGAAGGAGAGCGAACCGUCGUUCUGCUUUCUCCGGUGAUAUUCCGUCGUCUAAACGGAAUCUCCGGUUUCGUCAACGAUUUAAGGAGAGUUUCACCGAAAGUCGUCGUCUUCGUCGAUAGCGAAGGAUGGACGGGAAUCUCCGGAGCCGGAUCGUUCCAGAGAGAGUUUGUUAGCGGUCUCGAGUACUACACGAUGGUUCUGGAAUCUCUCGACGCCGCAGCUCCUACCGGAGAUUUGGUGAAGAAGAUUAUAGAGGCGUUUGUGUUGCGACCUAAAAUCGCGGUGGCGGUUGAAGCGGCGGCGAGUAAGAGACGAACCAGUGGAGAGAUAACGUGGAGAGAAGCGUUUUGCGCGGCGGGGAUGAGGACGAUUCCGUUAAGCCAGUUUGUUGAUUUCCAAGCCGAGUGUCUAGUGGAGAAAGCGCAAGUGAGAGGGUUCCACGUGGCGAAACGACAAGGAGAGUUAGUGCUUUGCUGGCACGAAAGGCCUAUGGUUGCCACGUCAGCUUGGCGGUUUUAA